GAUGUUCAUUCGUAUCAAACAUACCAGUACGAAAGUGACGGAUCCUACGAUUUCUAUGAAAAGUAUGAAUGCAGUAAGUAAAUUAUUAUUGUACUUUCCUGCUGGGGUUGUAGGGGCUGAUUUUGUCAGUUCGGCAUCAUCUACCCCAAAGGCAACAUCUACUACAACACCUCUACCAUAUGCCCAUUCCCAGUUUGUCCAAAUAAACCCUGAAAAGGGUUCUAAUCAACCUACUGAUGAUGACAGUACAUGUAAAGAGGAAAAAGAUCCUAGCUCAGUAAUUGAUCAGAAAAAAUGUAAAUCAAAGACAGAGGAAACUAGUAAUGGAAAAAUUGAGAAGACAGGUACUGGGAAGAAUAAUGCUUGCCCUAAUUUUGAGAAUGAUUCAGGUGUUACACCACUUCCUGUUGAACACAAUGCUCCACUUGGAGAAGCAUUACUUAAAAAUUCAAAAACUGAAUUCCUUAUCGACAAAUAUGGUAACUUGAAACAAAGUGAUGGUGAUUUUGAAGAAAUGAUAAGGAGAAUAAAGGACAUAAAAAAAUGUGGCUAUCCAUUUUGCAAGAAAUUAAAGAAAAAGGUUAUGCCUGAGAAAUAUAGAAAUGAAAAAGACAAGCCCAAAAAAAAAACACACUGCUGCCAUCAUCUUAUACCGAAUUGGAAAGUAGAAGAAAUCGCCAAAUCUGCAGGAAGGGCUGGAGUUGAAUAAUUUAUUAACGGAAAUUCUCUGAUUAAAGAAUUGUUGCAAAAUCGACUAGUAUUGAAGAAGAAUAGAGGGAAAUUAUUACACGCCUGUUAUUCUUGCAACUCAUACAAUUUAGUAAAAGGCCCACAUAAAAGUGAACGGUUAAAAGAUCCAGGUAGGAAAUUAGAUAAGGAGCUGAUUGAUAUUCAAAUUAAAGAAGUAGCAGACAAGAUCAGAAAAUGUGAAAAU
Dimorphilus gyrociliatus is the source of this 934-nucleotide messenger RNA. Lineage: Eukaryota; Metazoa; Annelida; Polychaeta; Dinophilidae. The record is from the annotation of a GenBank genome assembly.